Populus nigra (black poplar) is the source of this 3083-nucleotide messenger RNA. RefSeq lists its product as uncharacterized. The record is from RefSeq and is a predicted model, not a curated record. The coding region runs from base 586 to 3015 and encodes 809 amino acids. The transcript has 5 exons. NCBI's taxonomy places the organism in Eukaryota, Viridiplantae, Streptophyta, Magnoliopsida, Malpighiales, Salicaceae.
UUCCGAACCAUGGCAGGAUAUUUGUGACCGACCUGACCUUAGUGCGCUCUUUGAGUUCGGUAUGUUUUUUCCAUUCUCAUUAACCUCUGACAAAGCGUGUGUUUUCGAUUUAACCCACUUUCUUUCUCCGUCUCCCUCCCUUGCGCUUGAGAGUCGUAUGCUCGGGAAACAGUAGAAUACAAAACAAAGACCCUUCAACUGAAGAAAUCUUCUCUAAAAUCCCAAAUCACAUAACGGUCUCGAGGAUUCCAAGGCUCUAAGCAACCAAAGAUUAGCUCCAAAACCCUAAGUUGCUGACAUGUUCUUUUCCUCCCUUGACUCUCUCGUCUAAACAAACCCCUUUUAUUAGGUCAGACUUCAACUUCCCUCAAUUUUACGAUUUUAAUUAUUCCAUGCAAGUAUUUUUUCUGUAGGUGAAGGGUCCAUUACUUUUUUCAACAAUUCAAACUAGAAACCAGUGUUUCAAGGACUCUUCUGUUUCCUCCUCUGUUUUUGCUUCCGAAUGAAACAAUUCAGUGUGAUAGAGUUGUAUUGAUAAGUAUCCAAAAUAAUAUCUCGCUCCAUGCUCAAUUUAGAUUGUUGAAAAUGGGUUCUGUUAAUGGGUUUCUUUACAGAAAAUUGCUUCCUUUUGCCUCCUCUUUCUGGCUCUCUGUCUCCACUCUGUUCCUUGCUCUCUUUGGUUUCUUCAAUAGAACCAUGUUCAGAUUUAAGAGUAAUAAUUUGGAGCCAGAAGGUGAGGCUAAGGUACCAGAAGUUGAAGUUUCUGAAUUUAAGGAAAUAAAAGAAAUUGAUGAGCUGGAUGUAAAAAAAGAAAUACCAAGUGAAGCUAAGGAACCAGAAGUUGAAGUUUACGAAUUUAAGGAGACGAAAGAAGUUGAUGAAUUAAAAGAAAAAGAAACACCAAAGUUCUUCUUCAAAUUUCAGUUUCAAACUUAUAGAGAGGAAGAUGAGCCUGUUGUCUUGAGUUCGGUGACUCCUGCAAGCACCAACAAGUAUGAAUUCUUGUCAGGGAAGAAUUUCAGUCAUUACUUGGAGGAGCCAGAGGUUGUUAGUCUUACCGUGAAAGAGUUAUAUGCUGAUUCUGAUGGUGAUUCUAUUGACUAUAAGGAGAAGAUGGAGAGUGGGGUUUUAUCUGAUAAGGACAAAAAAGAAUUAGAAGCAGAAUCUGUUCGUGAGGAAAUAGAAGAGAUUUCUGCACAUAGUGUGCGUGAGCAAGACGCUAAAAAGGAGUUCGAGGUGGAAACAUCGAUAGAAGAGGAGGCAGGGAAGCUUGAGGAAGAAAAUUGCAUUGAAGAGUCUAUUUCAAGGAAGGGGAAAGCAGUUGUUGUGGAGAACAUUGUGUCGAGUGAUGGAGAUGUUUCAAGAGAUGAUGAUGCUCAAUUUCUUUCAGACAUGGACUUGAUUGUUUCUGAUUCUGAUUCUGUUGUUUCAAACCAUGAAUUUAUGAGUCGUUAUGUAGCUUCAACCAGUGAUGGGUUCUUGUCAGAUAAAGACUUUGAAGAUGUAUUUGAACUUGAUAUUUUGAAGGAUAUUCAUGGGCAGACGGUGGAAUCAACUGAUGAAGAUUUGGAAUUAGAGUAUUUAAAUCUGCAGAACUUGAAUUCUGGUUACGAGGCUGAUGAUUUUGAUGACGAAGAUAGUGACAUAAUGGAAGAGCUUAAAAAUAUAGAAGAGGCUGUGCAGAAACCAGCAAUAGUAGAGGACACAGAAAUGGUGUCUGAGAGAGACUUUGAAGACAACAACAUGUCCAAUAAAAAAGAACGUGUCUCCGAAGACAAUGAAGCCAAGGAUAUUUUAGAAAAUCCAAAUUCUAAUUCACAGGAUUCCUCGGCUGCAGAUUCCGAGGAUUCAAAUGGCUUGGAAACCUUAUGGGAGCAUCAAGAUUUGAUAGAACAGCUCAAGAUGGAGUUGAAAAAGGUCAGAGCAACAGGUCUGCCAACCAUCUUAGAAGAAGACGAAUCACCAAAAAUAAUGGAAGAUUUGAAGCCAUGGAAAAUCGAUGAGAAGUUCCAGCAUGAAGAUAGAAUGAGUGAGCUUCACAAGUUCUACAAGAGUUACAGAGAGAGGAUGCGAAAACUCGAUAUCUUGAGUUACCAGAAGGUGUAUGCAAUGAACUUACUUCAGUCAAAGGACCCCCUUCAAUCGAUUGCAAGGCAUGAAGCGUCAGCUCCAGCAUUGACAUCCCUUCUUCCACAGAAAUUCCUGCUAAGCAAGCGCAGAAAGUCCAGUUCUGACCCGAUGAUGAACUUUGUUAGGGAAUAUCAUAAUGAUUUGGAAGUUGUGUAUGUUGGGCAACUCUGCCUUUCAUGGGAAAUCCUUCAUUGGCAGUAUGAAAAGGCACUCGAGCUAUGGGAUUCCGACCCUUAUGGGAUGCGACAGUACAAUGAAGUUGCUGGUGAAUUUCAACAGUUUCAAGUGAUAUUGCAAAGAUUUAUAGAGAAUGAACCUUUUGAAGGUCCACGGGUGAAAAAUUACAUUAAGAAUCGAUACGUGUUGCGUAAUCUCCUUCAAGUUCCGGUAAUAAAAGAGGACAGUAUGAAGGAUAAAAAGGCAAGACGAAAAGGAAGGGAUGAUGAUUCAAUUACAAGUGAUAUGCUAGUAGAGAUAAUGGAAGAAUCAAUAAGGAUUUUUUGGCGAUUUGUUCGAUCUGAUAAAGAUGCACAAAACGUGAUUUCAAAGGGUCGCAAAGGAACUCAAAUAGAGCCCCAAGAUCCCACUGAACUAGAGUUAUUGACAGAGGUUCGAACGAGUUUCCAAAAGAAGGAGAGGAGGCUUAAAGACGUUUUGAGAAGUGGAAACUGCAUACUGAAGAAGUUCCAAAAACAUCGAGAGGACAAUUCUAAUCAAGUUCUUUACUUCUUCUCUCAAGUGGAUAUGAAGUUAGUAGCAAGGGUUCUGAGCAUGUCCAGAGUAACAACAGACCAGCUACUAUGGUGUCACAAUAAAUUAAGCAAGAUAAAUUUUGUUAGCAGGAAGAUACACGUAGAGCCAUCAUUUUUGCUUUUUCCAUGUUGAUGAUAGCUUGCAGCAAUCUCUACCACUGUAUAGAAGAUAUCUUAGUGAAAAGGAAACCAAUCUUGCAA